GUCGCUGUCAAACACCAAAUCGUGGGAAGACGCCUGUCACUAGGCUCGCCUUUGGAGUUUCAACUUGACUAGCACAGGCCAUCCUUCUCAUCCUUCCACCAUCGUUGCUUGCAGCGAGCAGCUGUGGCAGGAAUUUAAUAGACCUAAUUAUCAAAACGAAACUCGGUUUCAAAAUUUCAUCGAAUCACACUCAUUUAAAUUUACUGUUUCUCUUUUCUGCAGUCUGCAGAUCAUGUUCUUAGAUACCAGACAAUGUGUCACUUGCCCUACAGCUCCCCCAUCUUGCACUUGCUCGGCUGAUCAGAGCUGCAUCCAGAUAACUAGAACUUGUAAUGCCUGCCCAACAUCUACUUGUCAGGCAAAGACCACCGCUACUUCUAGUAACAAUGGGGGUGUCAGCUCAGGUGCACUUGCAGGUGCAGUCAUUGCCAUCGUUCUGGUCCUUGUAGGAGCUUUGGUACUCUAUUUCUGGUACCGUCGUCGUGCCAGUUCCCGUAAGGCCCUAGAGCAGGCACAGGAAACCAAGGACGAAGCCCCCGCCCCUGCAGAAGCAGUUCUCAAUCGGCCAGAUCCAACUGAAAAGCCGCAGCCACCGAUGCCUUCCGACCCCAAUACUGUUAGAGUGUUCGUUUCAUCGUCAGACAGCGUCAUCGACCUCGAUCCGCAGUCCCGGGGUCCAUCCGCGACCGGCACCGCCUCUCUCAACGUACCUACUACUCAACCUAAUCCCUUUGACGAUGGUAACUCUAUACAGACCACAUCGACGGGUACAAAUGGCACAAACGUUAUCCCUAUUGCCCUGGUAUCCCCCGGCUCUGCGUCAGCUGAUUCUGUGACACCUUCAUGGCCUUCAGGAUCUGCCGCAACCUCUUCUCCUGUCCGGCCUGCUCGGGCACCCGACCUGUCCUUGAAUGACAAUGCUUCUGCAGUGUCUGACCAAUCUUUGCGUACUCCAAACCCGGGUUACGCACAGAGUCAGCGCUCAGGAUCGUCGAGGAUGUCAUACAUGUCAAACGCAAGUUAUUCUAGCGACUUCCUCAAUGAAGCACCGAUGAUUAUCACGCAAGGCCAAGGUGUUCGGCAGGUUGUGGGAGUCGUUAAAGCAGAAGUCAUUCAAACCUCUGGUCCAUCCACACCAGUAUCAUCGCAUUUAUCCGUGAACAGUAUUCCGUCGGUUGUUUCUCGCCCUUCGAUUCGUUCACCCCUUGCAGCCAGCUCUUUUGGCCCUGCUGAUGCCUUGGAUGAGACAGAGGAAGAACAUAAUACAUCGCAGCGCACCGACCCGUUCGGGGAUCAUCACGAAUUCGAAGUCCACGGUGACAUCUCAAACCAACCACGUCCAGUGUCGGAAGUUUCUCUCCAAUUACCCCGUCUCCCGUGGUCCACCAAUAACGGAGAGAGUCGUCCAUCCAGCAUCAGCACUCAGGCCGGGUCUAUCAUAGAUAUUAGCAGUGCUACGCGUGUCAAUGUUGGACUACUGUGCCCAAAGAACCCCGACAAGUCGCCCAGGACAACCAUGGGUAGACUGGUAUCACCGGCCUCGGCGCAGACUUCCCGCCAGCCAACAUCCCUUGAGGAACAGCAGCAAUUAGCUUUGGCACACGCACAUGCACAAGCCCGCGCCCAGGGCUUGGAUCGCAAGCGAAUCUCAGGCUGCUCGGUUGUUUCUGCCACCUCAACGCGGGCAGAUUCUAUUCUCGAGUCAUUCCCUUUCGUCCCUCCUUCGCCCAUUUCAUCACUUCCUGUCCGUUCUCCGCCGCGUUCUCCUCUGCACCAACGGUUCUCUGCUACACAGUCACAGCCCCCAGUCUUUGAGGGAGCAUCUCUUUCACCAUCCCCUGCACAGGUGCAGGAUACCACCCCUUCAGACGGACUGUCCACAGUUUCUCAGGUUUCCACGGCAUCAUCUGGUCUCGGACCAUUCCCAUUCCAGAUUGAUUCUGGAAGUCAUGACGGUAGCACAGCACCAUCUGCUUUUCAAGGACGUCAAAGAGCCAGCUUGGACACGCUUGCAUUGAUGAGCGAUUUGUCUUCAUAUCCUCUUAGCUACGACCGGGAUGAACGAGAAAGCUUUUCUCGACAAAUUACUAAGGGUUGAAGAGCCAAGAUCUGUGUGCUCUCAAUGUGGACGCCAUGUUUCUGGACCGCUUCGACCAGCUGGCCUGACGGGGUUGUGUUAGGGUUGUGUACAUGAACUGUUGUAUUCUGGGCUUCUUCCUGCUAUACUUGGUAUGGGCUUUACUGCUCUCGGUUUUUUGGAAGGUUUUAUCUAGGUAGUGCUCACAAUUUUACUUGCUAAGUUCUGCUUCUUCGCUGAACGAUUUUCUUUUUACGAAGGAGUUUUAUUCUUCGGUCUGCGUUGGUCAUUUAUUUAUACAUUUUUAUGUUUUAGCUGCAAUAUUGGCUAAUCCCGUCUUGUGACAAAAAUGUCACAUUGCAAUAUCAUCACACCUUUGAACUCGAUAC
Messenger RNA from Suillus fuscotomentosus, 2466 nucleotides. RefSeq lists its product as uncharacterized. Bases 233 to 2098 code for a protein of 621 amino acids. Lineage: Eukaryota; Fungi; Basidiomycota; Agaricomycetes; Boletales; Suillaceae. The record is from RefSeq and is a predicted model, not a curated record. The transcript has 3 exons.